CUCUCUCUCUCUCUCUCUCUCUCUCUCUCUCUCUCUCUCUCUCUCUCUCUCUCUCAGCUUGCAUACAGCAUGUGCAGGAAAAAAAAUUAUCUCUGUUUUUAGAGGAGCAUUUGUUUCUGAUUUGCGGUAGAAGGUGGGAGAAGGUUUUCUCCGUUUCCUUUUUUCUUCCCCUGAACUGAAGCGCUGAAGCAGUCAUCUCUCAGCCACCAGGUGUGUGCCGCCUUUGAUUUCUUUCUCUGUGUUUGGAAUUCCUUCUUUGAGUUCUUUCUCUGUGUUUGGAAUUCCUUCUUUGAUUUCUUUCUCUGUGUUUGGAAUUCCUUCUUUGAGUUCUUUCUCUGUGUUUGGAAUUCCUUCUUUGAUUUCUUUCUCUGUGUUUGGAAUUCCUUCUUUGAGUUCUUUCUCUGUGUUUGGAAUUCCUUCUUUGAUUUCUUUCUCUGUGUUUGGAAUUCCUUCUUUGAGUUCUUUCUCUGUGUUUGGAAUUGAACCCUGUAAUCCCUAAAGAAAAGGAAGCAUCACCUGCAGGAACAGCUGUAGCCACUGGGAUUCCUAGCCCGUAUUAACAGCCAGGAACGUGACCAAGCCCAAUCCCACGGUGUCGUAAUGGCAGACAGCAGACAGCCAGAGGAAAGCACGCCACAGUGGGCAGCACCAGGGACUCGCAGUGACACCUCCCCCAACCCCCACACCCCACCUGAGUACAAGGAGCAGCCUCCCGCAGCAGCACCCAGCGAGAACGGCUUCUCCUCCUACAGGGACUGUCCAGCAGGGGGGGCACCAGCUGCAGCCUCCUACCCUGCCACCAAUGAGAACGGCUUCAAUGGAGACCUGGCGUCAGGGGGCAUGGUCACAGCAGAGCAAGUGUCAGCGAGGAUAGUUCAAGAGGUGACAGCUGAAGCAGUUGCGGUCCUGAAAGGAGAGCAAGACAUAGAGUUGCAGCACAAGGACACAGCGAAAAGGCUGCCCUCAGUUGAAGACUCCAAUCUACCACCCUCCCCUCCCCCAUCUCCUGCCUCAGGACAGAUCGGACCUCUGAAGGAAGAUGUAGGGGAUAAGGAGAAGGUUGGCCCUCUCCGACGGUUCCAAAAUUCUCGGGAGAGGUGCAAGUUCCUAGCCCCCUCCAUCUCGGUUUCUGUGCCUGACGAUGAUCCCUACCACUCAGAUGACGAGUACUAUGAUCACCCCUUAUUCAGCUCCGAGUGGACUCACUCUUGCACACUCCCCAGUGGGGAAGAUGCCUUGUUUAGUCUGAUUGAAGUAGAAGAAACUGUAGAGAGUCCUUCGGCAGCCGACGAGGAAAAGCAAUCAGCCGCAGCAGCUGAGCAUGGGCCUGAUGCUAUUGAGCACUUACAGCAGGCAAAGCUAAAAAGCGAGGCCCAGGCUCAGCCCUGUCCACAGGCCGAGGCCGAGGCAGCUAGUGAAGCGCGCGUGCCGACAGCGGCACCCAACGGGAGAGGUGACGAGGCAGGGGAGGGGAAAACCCCUCAGGAAGCCCUGAAGAUGGACACACAGAGCCAAGGGGGGGCAGUCAGCGGUCAAGCCCCUACCCUCAGCUCGGACCUCAAGGAAGCUGAGAGGUCAGAGGAGAAAUCUAAUGUGCAGCCUAAAACUGAACCCCAAACAACUCCACCUUCAGAGGAGGACAACAAGGAAGACCAUGCUCCAACUCCUCAGUCCAAGGAUUCAGAAACCCUCCCUUUGAAAGGUAUAGAGACACCUGCUGUGACUGAGCCACCCAAAGCUGAGUCAGGUCCGUCAGGGUCCACUGCUUCUCCAGCAGAAGGAAAAAUCCAGUCUGAAGAUUCCACAAAACUAUUGUCUAAAGAAUCAGAUAAAUGCACUGACAUUGUGAAAGAUUCUAGUGAGAUUCCUGCAAAUACUGCAGAGAAGUCAGAUAAAACUUACCCAGAGGACCAGAAAGUAAACCUCACUGAUGUUUCCCAAACCAAAGACACCCCAGCUGGCAAACUUCCAGGAGAUGUGGAUGUACCAAGCAGUCCAAAACCACAGGCUCCAGAUAGCCAGUCUACAAAAGACAAGCCUCAAGAGUUAAUCACUGAGCCACUGAUUAGUUUGACAAAGACUGGUGUGGGCAGUUUAGACAAAGCGGAAGUUACCAAACAAGACAAAGAUGUUAAACCAGAUGCAUUGCAGGCUGUAGACCUUAGUGUGAAAAAGGAAGCAGUCAUUAUCUCACAAGAGGCAGCUUCUAGUAAAGAAGAACAUUCUUCUGUUAAAACACAAGAGAACAAAGAGGACAAGGAAGAGGUUAAGUCAGAAAUUGACGUUUUCGGUGCAGCAGAAAGUGAAAGCAAACUGGUUUUGGAUCCAAAGAAAGAACCAGAGAAACGGGGAGCCUCUAGUAUCAAACCCUCUGAACCUUGUGAAGACAAGAAGGAUGCAGAUGUCAAACAGCCCCAAACUUCUCUUGCGGGUGCACCAGAUAGCAAAUUAAACGAGGAAGCCCCCACUGAAGUUUUACCAACAGACCAGACAGGGAAAGUGAUUGAAACAAAGCUGGAACCUGCAGAGAAAGAAGAAACCCAAGCAAGCAUCCAGGAGAAGGAGAUAACUGAGGCUAAGAUUCAACCAGCCUUGCAUGACAAAGAUGAACCCUGCAGUGCUUUGGAUCUACAUUUAAAAAGCACGGAAAAGGAUAAAUCAGGAAUGUCAGCCUAUUUUGAGACAUCUGCCUUGAAAGAGGAAGAGGCAAAGGCUGAUGCUCAGCAAGGGGAAGGCUAUUACGAGUUGAGCGAUGCAAGGGAGAAAGCCUCCGAGUCUUUUCAGAGGGUGAUUGAUGAAUCUGAUGCAAGUGGAUUGAUGGAGACGUUCCAGAUUGCUGGUGAUAUUGCUUCAGUCCAGGAGAUAAGCUAUAGCACACUGGCCCAGACUCAAGAUGUGAAACCAGCAGUGGACAAACCAGACAUCCUGAAAAGCCCUGUGAAGGAGGAGCUGAAAACCCUGCCAACGCUGGAGAAGAAGAAGGAUGAAGGUCGUUUGAGUGUAGGCAGGUUGUCGCUGGAACAGAGAAGCUACUCACUGAACAUACCCAUAGCUUCCUUGGAAUCACCAAGGACCUUUUCACCUCUGGCUUCAGACAUUCUAUCCUUUACCAGUGGUAGUCUAGAUGAGCCAACAGACUACCUACCAGUUACCACACCUGCUGUAGAGAAGCGGCCAGUUUUCCCUCCUGUAAUUCUGGAAACCACAGAUGCAGACUCCCCUACAUCCCUACCCACUGGUGAAAGCAAACCAAGCUCCCAGACAGAAUCACCCACAGAGUCCCAGUUCCAAAUGAAGGAUUAUUAUAAAAACGGCAGUGUGAUGGCACCCGAUUUGCCAGAGAUGCUAGACUUGGCAGGUGCCAGAUCCAGACUGACUUCUGAGAGCACAGAUACUGAGCUGAUUAGAAGAAAGUCGGUCCCUGCUGAUAUCCCAGCCCUGGUGGGAGACACCUUGGCUCAGCUUGCUAUAGUGGACAUGAGUCAGAAGGCAGCUAGAAGUGAGAGCCAAGAAGAGAUUGGCUACUGUGUUUUCAGUGAGUACACUGGUCCUAUGCCCUCACCUGCUGAUUUGCACAGCCCCCUGGGUUCACCUCUCCAAAUCUUCACCACACCAGUUUUAGAGGAGUACAAGGAAGAAAUUAUGAAAGCAACUGAGUCUAUGGAAACUCAGGCAGAGCCUGCUGAGAAGGAAGUUCUCAUGGAAGAACCCAAAGCAGAAGAGACUAGAAAGGAAGAAACAACAGAGGACAAAGAAGUGAAAGAAGAUUCUUCUAAAGUAGAACCACUUGAUCAACAUGACGGCUCCUGUGAAAUCAAGGAAAGUGUAACCAUGGAAGGGGUUAGUAAAGAAAGCAGUAAAGCAGAGACAGAUGCACAAGUUGGUGUUUCAGGGAACGAAGAAGAAAAGGAAAGCGAACUGGAUCUCCCAGCUAAACCUAAAGUAGUUCCUGAUGUCAAAAGGCAGACUGUUCCUGAGGUUGAAGAGCAAGAGAUGCCAAGUGAAGACAAAGCCUCAGAGUCCUUGAAAACUGACCAGCAAGAGGAGGUUAAGAAAGGUACUGAUGAAGUGCAGCCAGACAAGACAAGUCAAGAGGCCAUCCCUGAGCCUCAACCCAAAGCUAAACCUUUAGAGGAGGUCAUCCCUGAGGGUAUGAAGCCUGAACAUUCAGCAGAGGAAAAGACAGAUGUGAAGGCUGAUUCCAAAAAUGAACUACAAGCAGAGGGUGAUUCCGAAAAAGAACUUCAACCAGAUUCUGCUUCUGAAAAAGAACCAAAAUCAGACGCAGGUUCAGUAAAAGAACCACAACUUGAGGAUAGGUCUCUGAGCUUAGCUGAAGGGCGAGAACUACUAGAAACAAAAGAUAAAAUGAAAGACAAGCCAGACUUGGUGCACCAGGAGGCCUAUGAAGAAGUGGAUGCAGAAGACGCCUAUCAGCUCAUGGGCGUUCUCGGCUCCAAUGAGGAAGGAGGUACGAAGCCUAAACCUGUGAAGCAGGUACCAUCUAUAGAGGUCACAAUUGAGGUCUAUAAAGCUGCAGAAUCAAAGCAGACAGUUGAGGAAUUGCCCCCAACAGCCAAGGUUGCUGAUGAAGAGAGGCCAGAGGAAGAGAGGCCAGAUGAAGAGAGGCCAGAGGAAGAGAGGCCAAAGGAAGCUCCUCUUGAGCCUGUACUGGCUGUUGAACCUGUGAGGCCAGAGGAAGAGAGGCCAGAUGAAGAGAGGCCAAAGGAAGCUCCUCUUGAGCCUGUACUGGCUGUUGAACCUGCGAGGCCAGAGGAAGAGAGGCCAGAGGAAGAGAGGCCAGAUGAAGAGAGGCCAAAGGAAGCUCCUCUUGAGCCUGUACUGGCUGUUGAACCUGCGAGGCCAGAGGAAGAGAGGCCAGAGGAAGCUCCUCUUGAGCCUGUACUGGCUGUUGAACCUGCGAGGCCAGAGGAAGAGAGGCUAGAGGAAGCUCCUCUUGAGCCUGUACUGGCUGUUGAACCUGCGAGGCCAGAGGAAGAGAGGCCAGAGGAAGAGAGGCCAGAGGAAGCUCCUCUUGAGCCUGUACUGGCUGUUGAACCUGCUCCAGUGACUUUGGAAGCUCAGGCCAUGGAAGCUGUGGAACAGAAAGAAGGCGGCGGCAUUAUAGAAGAUGCUGUAGAAGUGGGUGAAGAACCAAAAGAGGUUCUGGAGGAGAUCGCCCCUGUAACGCAGAUAUCUACAGAGGAUGUGGACACUGAUCAAACCCUUGAAACCAGGGGGGCUAUAGAAUCAAUUGUCACCGUGGAAGAUGAUUUCAUUACAGUGGUCCAAACUAUUGAGGAGGGUGAUGACUCCUGCCAUAGUGUGAGAUUCUCUGACCCAGUUGAGGGAGCGGUCAUGCAGGAUGCCACUGAAGAUGAAGAUGGGCAAGCUGAGGUGGCUGAAGAAGAAGAGAUUCAGGCUGCAAGUCUGGAGGAGCUUCCUGUAGCUCCCUCCUCUCCAGAGAAGGAAGUCCCUGUAUCAGAAUGUAGAACAGAGACUUAUGAUGAGUACAAGGAUGAAACAACCAUCGAUGACUCCAUCUUGGAUACCGACAGCGCUUGGCAGGACGCUCAAGAUGAUGACAGGAGCAUCAUGACCGAAAAGAUCGAACCUCUCCCCAAAACUGAGAGCCCUAAAAUUAGAAGACCCUCUGUGGAAAAACACGCGAAGGACAAGGCACUGAGCAGGGGGAAAGGCAGAGUGUCCACCCCUGAAAGGAAAGCGGCCAAAAAGGAGCCCAGUAUGGUCCCGAGGGACGACAUGAAGAAGAAAAAAGCAGUGUUUAAGAAGGCUGAACUUACUAAAAAAUCUGACAUUCAGACCCGGUCUCCUUCCCGGAAAAUCCCAUUAAAACCAGCGGUCAGGUACCCUAGACCAGCUCACCAUCAUUCCUCUGCUAAACGGAAACCGACAGCGGUCGCAGCUGCCGAAGGUAGGCAGCCCCUCAGCACUGCAAGACAAUCCAGGGACAAGAUCGCUAACUCAUCCUCAUCUGCUCUAACAAAGAUUCCUACCACAAAAGAGCGAGCAGCAGCAGCCUUCUUCCCUCCGAGACCCAGCUCAGCUUGCUCGCUCACAGAGAACAAAUCUUACCUUAAGUCAGAGCUUUACUCAGUCCGGCCCUCUUCUGCAGGGUCCAGGGUCUACAAUAUAAACGAUACAGUACAGGAUGGCACCACGCAGAGCCCUGAGAAGCGCUCUUCCCUGCCCAGACCCUCCUCCAUCCUGACCUCGCGCCGAGCCGGCCCUGCCGAUCAUGAGGAGAGCUCCACCUCCAUCACCAGCUCCGGCUCCACCGCACCAAGACGCCCCACAUCGAUUCGAUCUGAAGGACGAGCUGAGCAGAGGGCUAGCCGAAGCGGAGUGGCAGGGACUGAUCAUGCUCGCUCCAGAUCAGCACGGAGUGGAACCUGCACUCCAAUUACCCCGGGCUCUACAGCCAUCACACCCUGCACCCCGCCCAGCUACUCCUGCCGCACCCCUGGGACCCCAGGCACCCCCAGCUACCCCAGGACACCCCGCACACCUGGCACCCCCAGAUCCAUGAGCCUGGCACGCCAGGAGAAGAAGGUGGCCAUCAUCCGCACCCCACCCAAGUCGCCCGCCACCCCCAAACAGCUGCGCCCCCUGAACCAGCCCCUGCCUGACCUCAAGAACGUCAAGUCUAAGAUUGGCUCCACAGAUAACAUCAAGUACCAGCCGAAGGGGGGGCAGGUUCACAUACCAAGUGUAAAAGUUGAUUUUAGCCACAUUCAGGCUAAAUGCGGCUCCCUGGAGAAAAGACAAUAUUCCCCUACAGUUGGAAAUAUACAAAUUCAGAGCAAGAAGAUUGAUCUGAGCCACGUGACUUCAAAGUGUGGAUCUCUCAGCAACAUCCGCUACAGGCCAGGUGGUGGAAAUAUUAGGAUUGAAAGUGUGAAAUUGGAUUUCAAGGACAAGGCUCAUGCAAAGGUGGGCUCUCUGGACAACGCCCGCCACACACCUGGAGGGGGUCAAAUACAGAUUGAAAGCCACAAGCUGUCCUUCAGGGAGUCAGCGCGGGCCCGAGUGGACCAUGGAGCAGAGAUCGUGACUCAGUCCCCGGGUAUGUCGGGGUCCACCUCCCCUCACCACCACAGCAACGUCUCCUCCUCGGGCAGCAUCAACCUGCUGGAGUCCCCGCAGCUCGCCACCCUCGCCGAGGACGUGACAGCCGCGCUGGCCAAGCAGGGCUUGUGAGCACCUCCCUGUGUCCACUCUGUCUGCCCAGCAGUGCAGUGUAUUCAUGAUUUCAAACAACAGCAAGCUAUCUUCAUCAUUCCUUCAUGGUACAGCAUGACAGUUACCGGGACCCUGCUAAGCAUGGCUCCCGAUUAUUACUCAAAAGAUUAUUAAAAAAAUAAGCGAUCACCACUUGUGACUGUGUCCUAGAAAAACAAAAAAAAUUAUCUGUUUUGAUUUUUCCAUUCAUGUCAGACAGACAAAGCACUCUGACUUUUUUUUAAAAUGGGUACAAAGUGAUGCUAACAUCCCACAUGGUAAAUGUCGUUGCUCAGCUCUAUAUUGCAUUGACUUACAAACAUGCAUCUUACAACUGCAAUAGGGCAGUUCACGCUAGUCCAGGCAACAUUGAUAUAUAUAUAUAUAUAUAUAUAUAUAUAUAUAUAUAUAUAUACACACAAGGCUACUUGUCGGCAACAUUUCUGUAAACAAUUUUAAAAAGGGAGAACCCCAAUUAUAACUUCUUAAUGCAUUAUUGCAAGAAUUAAAUGGUAUGUUGAGCAUGUAUGAACUCUAGUAAAAGAGGUUGCUUUCUAUUCAAACAUGUUUUAGUAAGUGAUUUACUAAAUAAAUUAGUGAAUUAUUGAAUAUGAGAAAAUACUUAAUGUUUUGUAGAUAUUAGUGAUUAUCAUACACAAAAACCGUGCUCUUCAUGAGCUCACAAUAGGUCCAUGUUUUAAUUGCAUCUUACAGAAAAAAUGGGUGAUGAAAAUGUACAGCAGUGCUGUAUUAUAAUUCUCCAAGGCCCUUUACAGCUGUAUCAAAAUAUUGUUGUAAUUAAUAAUUGCAGUGCUUCAUGAGCUUAAUAGAAAUCUUCCAGAAUUAGAACCCUCUAUUAAUACCAAACAUGUAUUUAAUUAAGCAGUAUGAGACAGUAAACAGCUUCUCACAAUAUCAGCAUGUUGGUUUUGGGGAUAGGUAUCUCUAGUAUUAAAAACUCCAGUGUUAAUAUCUAUAAUGGGAGCUCCAGUGCAACAUUAACAUUGGGUUGCUGCAGCACCAUUAGAAUACCAUCCCCGGUCCUCUUUUGAGUAUUACACUGUUCAACCUGAGCUUCAGUGUUCAGGAAAACAGAACUUAACUUGCUUUUAGAAAUGCAUGAAUGCAUGCAUUGCAAACUGAGUAUUUUAAUUUCAUUUAUUUUUUAUAUGGCAUUUGGGCCCAUUGAAUUCUUUGAAGCAGGUAUGGUUUUGAAACCCUGUCUGUGUUUAUUUCAGAGUACAUUUAAAAAUUGACCUUGAAUUGUUGAGGGUUUGCAGUCACGUAACUAAUCUGUUUAAAUAAUUAUUAUUUGAUCAAAUUUAACCAAUUUCACAACUGUGUCUGUUCAAAUAACAGUUAGAACUUAAAAAAAAAAAAACAUUACAAAAAACAUGGAGAAUCACACUUGUCUCUCAUCUGUUUGAUACAGUGUUAUAGUUUAUUUUUCUCUGUGGUCAUUUGUGGUAUCCCCUAUAAUAUACCUACUGUUUCAUUAAGCUUCUCUUUGCAGUAUUGUGUUUCCUGCACCCUGCAGUUUCCACUGUUUAAAGAGGUUGGUCAUGUAGAUGUAUGCAGUUUUCCACUGGUAUAUAUAAUACUUGCUCUUGGGGGGAAAAAAAAAAAAUUAGCAUGAAGUGCUUUCUGUAACAACCAAAAGCGGUCACCUGAUUGUAGUGCCAGAUGUUUCUGUAAUGCUAGCUAAACACAUUAUUUAACCAAAAAAAAAACAAAAAAAAAAACAAGUACAAUGUAAAUCGCGUGGAAGAAAGCUUUUGAUGUUACCAGAGAAGGUGCAGAACGUGCAGAGGUUGCUGUUCGUUCGAUGAGACUCUGAAGUAACAAGCAUGUCAGGAAUCGGGGGACAGAGCUUUGCUUUGCUGAAGUUGAACUGCUGAACUGAGCCAUGCUGCUUUUCCAACACGUUUACAUCCAGCAAAAGCUUACAUUAGGAAGCUGUAACAAGGACUACACGAGAUUUAACAGCUUUUCUAUAGCGUUAACCUAGUAAUGUCUGCAAAACAGUCAGAACCUUGGUUUAUAAAGGUAGGAUACUUAACAGUACAGUACACACACAUACACACACACAUAUGCAGGAUUGCUUGCAUCCUAGAUUCCCCUCUAACCAGGGUUGAACCUUUGUGUCCUUUAGUCUUUAGUCUAAUACAUUCAAGCAAAAAGACGUCCCUUAAUUCCAGUUGGUUCAUAAAAGCAGCGUCCCUUACUGAUACAGGUAUAUCAGGACAUAAAAAUGUGGGCCUCUUUUAAUAGCUUUUAGCAGACCAGAGAAGUCGUUCAAAUCUGCACUCACUGUAGCCUUGUGCAGCCCAUGUUAACCCAUAACCCUGCUCAAUCAGUAUAGUUGUGUUUUAUAACUGGCAUAUGAAGUGAAGUAUGGCAAUGGGAUUCAGUUUCAUUCCUGACAUGCGGACUGUACACAAGUCCUAGGGAAUUGAAACUAAGCACUGCAUUCAAUUCAUUACAAUGCGGUAUUAGUGCUGACUGGUGUGCUUUUGAACUAGACUUCAUGAUUACUGUAGUUUGGUAACUAGAUAUUGCAGCCUGAGAAUUGUUUAGAGUGUGAUGUCUGUGUUUUGUAUAACUGGAGUGUGUGAUAGCUGCAGCAGCACCUCUUGAAAUACUUGAAAAUAGGGGUCCUGUUAGAAUGUGAGAUGUUACUAAAUGCUUGCCAGUAGUUUGUAUGCUAUGUAUGGAGAGAUUGUAGAUAGAAUUGUACUUUUAUUUAGUGACUGUAAUCUAUGAACCAUUCUAAUCCUAGCUUGACUUGUUUCACAGUAAAGCAUUAAAACAGGCAGACUUGGUAUGUAUACAGAAGCUAUGUAAGGAAAGCACUAUUCGUAACUGAAUGCAUUUUAAAGAUAGAGGAGAAAUAUAAAGGAAAAUAAAGCAGGUCUUUUACCAUUUUUGUGGUUGCACAAAAGCAAUUCAUCUUAUAUUUGAUAACGCUUUUAUAUAUGAAAAGUUCAACUUUGGCAAAGCAGUAUUAGAUUUACAGCUGGGGCCGGAUUUAUAAAACAUUAGAAACCUGAUGAGUGCAGUGUAGUCCCCAUGGAUUGUUUUUCUUCACUCUUGUGGGUAUUGUAUGAGUGUCUCUAACAAUUUAUCAGACUUGUUUAAUAUUUAUUUUCCUUAAAGGAUUGAUAACCAUCACCAACAUUAUCAUUGGCCCACAUACUGUUGUGUUUAUGAUAAUUUUGAUUGAAAAGGUUGCUGCUUCCUGGACCCUUAUCACUUCCCCGUACAGCAAGCUCUGUGGUCUGUACCAUGGAAGUGAGGGUGCAACACAGGAUGUGACAAGAUACUAGGAAGCAACCGUUUAUACCUUUUAAAAAAGCGUGUAUCCCCUUUUAAAAUGAAAAAGGGAGAAGAACAAAAAGAUAUUUCCCACAGGGGUCAGUGAUUAUAUUGCUCAGACAAAAAGAAAUGUGAAACAUUUAUUUUAAGGCUGUGCAUAUCGUUCCUUUAAGUAGUGGGAAAUAAUAACAUAGCAACCGCUGCAAUACUAGAAACAGUCCUUGUCCACUGCCCAGCAUGCUGUAGCUGUAAAAUCGACCCCUGUGUGCAGAUUCCCACCUGUGGAGUACAAAAGGAUCUCGUUGUGCUUUCAGGAAUCUUUCAAUGUGUGCAUCCUUCUGUUCUGGAGCCUUUUGAUAUUCUCUGGUGGGCUGGUGGUAGCUAGUUCUUUUACAAUCCCAUUUGCACUUGUAUUUGUUGCUGUAUAGUGAUUGUUUUGCAAAAUAAAAAUGCUUCUCUGUA
Messenger RNA from Acipenser ruthenus (sterlet), 11019 nucleotides. Its product is annotated as microtubule-associated protein 2-like. Gene Ontology annotation, cellular component: neuron projection. The record is from RefSeq and is a predicted model, not a curated record. Gene Ontology annotation, biological process: microtubule cytoskeleton organization; neuron projection development. Gene Ontology annotation, molecular function: microtubule binding. The transcript is spliced from 20 exons. NCBI's taxonomy places the organism in Eukaryota, Metazoa, Chordata, Actinopteri, Acipenseriformes, Acipenseridae. The coding region runs from base 601 to 7221 and encodes 2206 amino acids.